This is a messenger RNA of Strongylocentrotus purpuratus (purple sea urchin), 1012 nucleotides long. RefSeq names its product cornifelin homolog B. The record is from RefSeq and is a predicted model, not a curated record. The transcript is spliced from 5 exons. Bases 366 to 809 code for a protein of 147 amino acids. NCBI's taxonomy places the organism in Eukaryota, Metazoa, Echinodermata, Echinoidea, Camarodonta, Strongylocentrotidae.
CACAAACAGAGAAGUAAAAAGAUACACCUUCGCAUGCAGGUCUGUUCGUCUGUAAAACACCACACAAACAGCUUAGAAGUGCUCAGACAGUGAAGUGGAUGUUGUGAUUGAAGUACCUCGAAAACAGAUAGAAGUAUCAAUAUUCUUGACGGGAUAAAAUGAUAAAUUGACAGCUAGAGAACGAUUCUGAAACUUGCUUUAAGUGUUGAAAAUAUUUUCAGGUUGUUCAUUAUUAUCCAUUGCUCAUGUUGUCCAUCUUUUCGUCAACGCAAUAACAAUCUGGAACUUGUAUACAUUGGAUAGAAUACAGUGAACACUUUGUAUCAAGCAACGAGUCUGUUUGGCUAUUAACUUCGGAACCGUUGAUGUCGUCAGUAGCCAUGUCCUUCGAGUGGCAUCCGAUCACUGCUCAACCCAGAAGAAGCCAAGAGCAGGUUGAUAUGUCACAAACAUCUAUAGAUCGGCAAACCAAUGAGACCCCUCUCUACCCGUGGACAUAUCCUAAUGGCAAGCGAAGACUGUGGUCUACUGGGCUCUUCAGUUGCACUAAAGAUACGAACACAUGUUUGAUGGGGACGUUUGUACCCUGUCACAUGUGUUUCAUAGCCUCAUCGAUGGGGGAGAGUCUGCUAGCAGGGGCAUGUGUUCCUUUCUCAAACCUGAUCCUCAGGACACUACUCAGGGGGCGACACAACAUCGAGGGUUCUGUAAUGAAUGACUGCGUGGUGACCACACUGUGUCCCUGCUGCGCUCAGUGUCAGCUGGCUAGAGAAAUCAAGAUGAUACAGGACGGUGAUGCGUUACCAUAGCAACGGCACAUCUUCACCGAUGAAUGACGUGCAUAUAGGAGGAGUCUCCUAUAGCUCAGUGACCAAAGACAUGUUCAAAGCUGUAUUAUUCUAUUAUUGUUUAUAUCUGACACCACUUGUACUCUCCUGAUACAGAGGAGUGGGAAUCUUCUAUUCAGGACGGAUUACUUCCUUUGGGGUUAAAUCCACUCCAAAUUAUGCCG